This is a messenger RNA of Dermacentor albipictus, 1583 nucleotides long. The record is from RefSeq and is a predicted model, not a curated record. Lineage: Eukaryota; Metazoa; Arthropoda; Arachnida; Ixodida; Ixodidae.
UUGAAGCAGACGACGCUUUUUGGAGGCGGGAACUCCUUACCAAAAUGAAGCGGGCAGUUAGUACUAAACAGUCGAAUGCUGCAUAUUCCAUUUGAACUUUUGAGUUGGAGACAGUAAAGCUGCACGAAUGUGAGACACUGGUAUAUAUUUUAUUAAAAUAUGCGCACCGCGGGCGAAAGCGAUGCACAGUAGCCGGGCUCAGUUGAAAAGCGGCCGGUGGGCGGUACGCGGCAGUGCCGCCGUAGUGUUUCUGUGUUGUUUUUCUCGCAUUUCCGAGUGGUUUGGCAAGCCGAGUUGCUCAGUCUCUCUGCCGCUCAUGCCUCGCCUUCUCGCCCGUCUCUGACCGGCCGCCACGAAAACUUCACUGAAGUUUCCGGGCGAGGAAAGGGACGCCCGUGAGGAAGAGUAAAAACAAAACAACGCGACCGAAACGUCAUUCCGCAUCGCUAGGCCUAACCAACGCUACCCGUCUGCGCUGUGUCGUCUGCCAGGGGUCGUAGCCACGAUCCUCUCCGCGAACGAAAGAAAAGGAGUUCACUGGUCAAAGUCGGCGUGGGCACGGCCGGAGCCGAGGCCGGAGCCCAGGCGCGGGCGAGAGCCCCCUCACCUAUCGAAGCCUGACGUCAUGAAACGCACCAGCGGCGCCGGGGCGGACGACUUUGAUGGCCGGUCGCCAUGAGCAAGCCUCCGAAGACAGCGAGCAAAUGGAUGCCCACCUCCGUGGCGGUGCCCAAGAUACUGACCAUAGCUGAGGAGCUAAGUUGCUCCUGCGGCCAGACCGAGUCGGGCUCGCUGGGAAGCGGAAGGAAGUCGUACUCGAGCCGGUCGCGGAGCUCGGACCCCACGAGACCGGCGGUCGCCACGGGACCCACCCACCGGUACCCGAUCAGCGACUUGGGAUCUGCCAGGAGGAGUGGUGGUGGCGCGGCGGUCGCGCUAGAGGACUUCGACGGCGUCGAGGACAUCUUGGCCGUCAGGUACUCUUCCGUUGUGUCCAGCGCCUCUUGAAGAGCCUGCUCGACUUCUGCGUCGGACCCUCCCGGGCACCACACCGUAAUGUCGUCUGCGUACAGGGCAAGUUGCAGCAAGUACAGGGCUUGAGAGGGUAAGUUUAGUUUUUUAGUCAUUGCCACAGUAUUUCGAAGCGUGCAUUCCCCUAUGUGACGUUCAGAGCGAGUGAAAAGUAGGAAAUAAAAAGAAAGGAAGAAAAAAAAGAGAAAAUAGAGAGAGAGAGAUAGCAAGGACAGGAAAGGCAGGGAGGUCAACCAGAAGAGCACCCGGUUUGCUACCCUACACUGGGGGUGGGAGAAAGGGGAAUAGAAAGAGGAAAAAGGGAGAGAGUGAGCACUGAGUGCGUGCGGGAGGGACACUGUAAAAAGCGGCCGAAGAGCGACUGGCCUGACUUUCGCAACUGAAGUGUCGUACGCGCGGUAAUGACAGUACGGCAGACCUACCGAGCUGCCUUGACGUGUUUCAAAUUACGGGAUGCCCCGAAUGCGAGGCGAUGGUAUGUCACGCCCUCUACGUGUAUACUUUCGGACACCGGCUUGCCCAGUGGCUUGCGCGUUGCUGGACAGCCAUUU